CGCCGACUCAGACAGUGCGAGCUGCUCAAUGAAAUUACGAAACGGGUUGUUUUAGAAACGCACUGUAAACCGGUGUCUCCAUGAAGAGCUUGCAGGCUCUGAGCUGACAUUCCUGGGUGUGAGGCUGGAAAUUGAAGACACGUGAACAAAACGAGACUGCAGAGCACGGAUCGAAGUGGCAGCAAUCGGAGAGACUCUCGAAUACAAAGGUGACCGCAGAGCGCUCUCUCAAAAAACGUGCCUCGCUUGCAGGAGAUCCUUCACCUCGUUAUUGCUUUUUCUUAAAAUGGGACCGGUCCGGUUUUGACCAGCAGUUCUAUGACAGUGGUGGUUGUUACUAAAGCAACGCUGUAAAACACAAAUUAAUUCUGAUCACACGAAGGAACUUAACGUCUUAAUCUGACUUCUCAGCACCAACCACCUCACAUCUGGACACUUCGGAUUCUUUCCGUGAGUGAGCGUAUAUCAGUCCAUGAGGAAGACCGUGAUUGGGAAGCACAGAAACUUGUCAGAAGGAGCACAGCUAUGGAUGACAGCAGGUCAAGAGGGAGCUAAGUUAGAAAGUCGAGACCAGAGAGAGACGGAAGUUUUCCUGUGAAGGUGCCGAGUGACGUGGAGGAGGCAGACUGCGAUAUCUGAUCGCUCGGUCACGGCGACUGCUGCUCUUCACUCAAGUUUCUCUUUGUAAAGACUGCAUGAAGUGACCAUCCAGAAGUGGACUGCAGACCAACAACACCACAGCUGAAGUGGUCACUUUUACAAGGAAAUAAAUACAAAGGCUUGCAAGCAAUCAAGAAGGGGAUUCCUCUUGUGGAUACGCUUACAUCUUGACCACUGAGAAUGCCAAUCCUGAAGCCCUCCCGCAGCUCUGGGAAUGGAGUUGGAGGUUCCCAGCGACGAGUCCGGCUGAAUGCCGCCAUGAUUUCGGCUCCACUGGGAGAUUUCAGGCACACCAUGCAUGUGGGCAGGGGUGGGGAUGCAUUUGGAGACACCUCGUUUCUAUCCAAUCAUGGCCCAGCAAAGGAUCCUGAAUCCCCCAAGCUCACCCCGUCCAAUAACAACAAUCACCACACUCCGCCUAUGUCUGACAGAAAUCCUGAACAUGAACUUGAUUCUUUCAAUGCCAGCGUCAAAACAAAAGCCACCAACAACAAUGGGAUCUCGAAAAGUGGAGAUAUGGAAAAAGUGAGUGAUGGGGGGUUUGGGAGAAAGGAAGAGUGCGGUGUAGUGGAAGGGGUGUCCAGUUUCUAUUCCUACACUAGCCCCCUCAACUCCCCCCUCAAACAUUCUGAAUCCAUCCUGUCCUUCAGCCUGGAUCUUGACUUGGGCCCCUCCAUGCUGGGAGAUGUACUGGGAGUGAUGGAGAAGGAAGGCGGUGGGGUGCGGGAUAUGGAGUGGACAGAUGAGAACUGUUAUCCAGAAUUCAGCCCUUUCCAAGAAGGGUCAAUCAGAAGAGAAGGGACAGCCCAAGAUCAGUGGAGUACAAGACUGGCAAAGCCAGCUGGACAGGAAGCCUCCCUUUCACAAGACGCUGGGUCAGCCAAUGGGACUGAAAUAUUUGCUGACUCCACCCCCACUGAGAGCCCGGACCACACCCCCACUAACAGGAGUCACACCUCCUCGGUGAGCUCAGAGUAUGAAGGGGUCACCGAGAAGAAGCCCAUUCGGGCAGGUAGUCAGUCCUCCGCCCAUCGGUCAGAAUCGGAAGGAGAGGAGAGCACCCACAGCUACACAUUUGAAGACGAGAUCGACGAGAUGGAUGAUGAGAUUGGCCUGUGAACAAGGCGAGAUACCCAACUGUGGAUUACAAUGCAAACCAUUUCUUUGAACUGACGCAAGUGAAGUGCCAAAGAGACCACACUGGGUGGGGUGGCAGAAAGCAAUGCUUGCAGUUUCUAAUUUGUGUUCUUUUCAUUCAAGGGAGGAGGCAAAUCAUUCCAGUAUAGUCGCAUCUACCUGCAUGACAAUUUAGUUAUUUCAAAUUGUUCCAUUGUUUUAUUACUCUCUCAAUAAUUCCCCCCUUUGGCACCCUCAUAUAUUCAUAUGUAUUGCAUGAACACCUCCAUAGAUAUGAAGCUGAAGGGUAAAGAUGGAGUUGACACUUUCUGGUGUAUGGGCUCAUUAUAACGGGAUCGGACAAAAGUCUUUAUGGGAACGAAGUGUAAAAUGCAUAUUUUCAUAAAUGUCACAAAUAUGCUAAAAAAAAAAAAAAAAAUCAAAAGAUCUAAGACGGGAUGUAAAUCUCGGCAGAUGUUGUCUCAUCAUUUCCUGAUAAGCUUAUAUUGGAAGUCGUACACGGAUGCGUCUUUGAUUUUUAAAUAUAACUAACUGACUUUUGAAUUUUUGAAUUCUUUUGCACAAUUUGGAGGUUUAAUGAAGCCGCAUUUAUGAUUAGAUGAGAACGAAAGAACUCCAGCCAGUAAAUAAGAAAAAGUGAUCAGGCCAUUAGCUGUUGGGUUUGAUUCAACUAGUCGUGUUCAGAGACGCCAUUCACACUGGAAGUCGCACGCUCUCGUUGUUAAUUUGAAAGAGGGGUCACAUUUUUGAACCAAUAAUUCUUUCCAGAACACAAGUGAUGGAACAAAGCUGAGUCUUUUAUAAUCGACAAGGGGAAUAAGCAAACAACCGAACUGAAAACUAAUACGCUAACUCCAAACUCGGUUGGUUCAUUUUUAUUUUUGGGCAGAUCGCUACUUUCUAUAUUCGAAAAUGUGACCGGAUUUUUGGACUAUUAAACUCCUUGUGAACAUUCUAAAUUGUUCGGUUCAGUCCGCGUUAAUGUACGUAGGUAGACUAGAGAGCCGUGACGUGUGUUUUUUUUUUUAUUUAUAGAAGAAUGCUAAAAUUUCCUGGAUGGAUAAUGAAACGAAUGAAGAAAUAUUAAAAAGAGCACAGGUGGGAAGGCAUGUAGUAAGUGGGGGGUUCCUGGAGGACCACAGUGGCUGCAGGUUUUCAUUUGAACCCUUUUCUUAAUUGGUGACCAGUUUUUGCUGCUAAUUAACUCCUUUUCCAUUCAUUUUAAUUGACUUGUUUUUUAAAAGAUUUGUUGAUUUUCUCUUUUCUAAGACCACCGUUUUAAAAUGUUUUGGGGACCUGAGCAGAUCAACAUUUCUGAGCCCUUCACAAAUUCUUUAUUUUCAGCUAUUUUAUGAUGGUCACCAGUUGUUUUGGCUCCUUUUGUAUCUCAUGAUUGUUUAGCAGCUAAUUAAGGAAAAAGAAACAAGGGGUCUGAGUCUUCAAGAGCAACUCAAUUAAAAUGAAUUCAAAAGAAGUUCAUUAGCAGCAAAAACUGGUCACUAAUUAAGAAAAGGGUUAGAAUGAAAACCUGCAGCCACUGUGGACCUCCAGGACCAGAGUUUUGGGACCCCUGAGAUGCAGUAUUUGUAUCCUCUAUUCUUUAUUUGGGGACCCAUCAACAGAGCUGAAGGCAUUGAAAGUGUUGUAUUGCUGGGUAAAAAUUAACGGAGAGCAGAAGACGGAGAAAACACCUUCACUGUCAGAUGGUUUGGGAACAACAGGAGUUGCAGUGAGAUUUUGUAGUAUGGCAAGGAAAGGAGACAAGCGGAAGUUCAUGAUCGCAGAGGCUAAAAGUGACUUAAACAAAAUUGCGUCUUACUGUUGGUGUUCACAGCCAGAACGAAGAUGGUGGCCAGACGAGCAUCGUCCCCUCUCUAUGGCUGUUUUCGGCCUUGUUCAUCACUUGCAGAUGAGACGGACGCACUUCACCGUGAGCCAUGCAUACGCCUCAUCACUUCCUAAAUUUGAUAGAGGUGGGAUAAAGCAGGGGAUUUUCUUUAAGAAUUGAUGGUCAGGAAAGGCAAUGAGACGUCUGCUAACUCGACAGGGUCUUGCUGUCUAAUAUGUUCUUCACUUUCCACAACACCCAUCUGAAAAUACGAGUUCUAAAGUCUUCAUAUUCACAGUUGGCCGAAUGACGCAGUAACUCUUCAUAUUGGUCUUCAAUGCAGGCAGGAAGUACAUAAAACGGAAAAGAAAAUCUGCUAACUUUACAGCUGUAGUUAAUUUGUCAUCUUUAUAAGAACACACCCGCGUUUGGGAGAGGUGCCAAAGUUUUGAACCACUUCAUCACAGGAGACGGACAAAGCAGUGCAUUUUACUAGAGGGGGUCUGAAGCGGCCCUCCAACUGAAAAGAAAUCGGCUGCCUGUUUGGCACCUUUUGUCCGCGCGCUCUUUACAGUUCAUAGGUGAAAGUGCGGCCAGAUUUUCAACAAUUGGAUUCUAUGAAACUAAUAACAUGCAUAGUGGUGGUCUUCAAAAGAGGAAUUAAUAAGGGGGCCACCAACAGCUGUUUAUUUUCCGCUUUGUUCGACAUUUCUAAAUAACCGAGCAGAACUGGAAACUGCACACCGAUGCAUCACAACUUCCUAGUUAAAAACGUGCAACAAAUUAAUAAUCAAGAAAAUGUGCCAGCGUUUGAUUUCACACCAGAUGGAGUCGUGUGGGUUAAUAAAGUACGUGAGAUGAGUGUGACGUGAGGGGAGUGUGUGUGUGGGGGGGGGGCAGCUUCAUCUUUCACUAACUUCCAUGGCCUUGGGGGGUUUGGGGGGUAGUCUUCUGAUAUGCCGGUGUGACCAACAGCGUGAACUUUGCCCUUUAUGAUGUCAUUUGUUGUUUAUUUUAUUUUGUUUUUCCAGGCAGAAGAGGGUGCUGUUUUGGGGAAAGUGUUAUUUUAUUUUAUUUUUUUUAGUACUGGUAUUCCACACUAUGUAGGGGAUCCUUCACAUUCCAACUCUUUACAAAUAAUGUAGGAUGAAAGGUAAAAUCUUAUAUUUUUAUAUCCUUUUUAGAAAUACUUAAAUGGAGCAAGCUGUUUUGUAAAGAAUUUUGUAAAAAACAAUCAUUAUUUUGUAAAUAAUUUGGUAUACUCUAUGCUUUUCAUUAUUAUUAUUAUUAGCAUAAGACAAUUAUCAUAAUGAUUUUGUUUUUCCUUAUCUAUGCAAACUGCAUUACCAAUAAAGUAGUUUCUUAGAAGCACCGAG
Messenger RNA from Erpetoichthys calabaricus (reedfish), 5001 nucleotides. RefSeq names its product CDC42 effector protein (Rho GTPase binding) 5 (gene cdc42ep5). The transcript has 3 exons. Lineage: Eukaryota; Metazoa; Chordata; Cladistia; Polypteriformes; Polypteridae. The coding region runs from base 841 to 1779 and encodes 312 amino acids. The record is from RefSeq and is a predicted model, not a curated record.